AUGACGCCCAGUCCUCCUGAUGAAGCCAUUCACUUUCGGGGAAAGACCCUGACUCCGGAAAGCCCGCGCCCGAUGCAUAUUCCGGAACCUUCUAAUAUUCCCAUCCUGGAGAACCAGAUGGACCCGGUCUUUAACGACACGGCGACUUAUCAACGCUCAGAAGGCCCACAUUGCUACAGUCAAGAGUUGGAACAGAACGGAUGGUCAAGCAUCGUGCGGGAUGGCCCAGAUCAGAUCCCGGGACCGCGCGAGGACACAAAUAGCUCGCAGGGUGUGCAGCGGGUGGAAAAACCUCCAGUGAAGGACCAGGCUCCCUCGGCAGGACAGCUCUACCCGUAUGAGACAGCAGAGUUCACGCAACCCACUGCCAAUAUGAGCCAAAAUCUCAGCAAUCCGUCGCAUACGGAUUCCAGCCAUGCCUUCCUGGGAUCGCAUUAUCCCAAUGCAAGCCCGGUUGAUAUGCAUGCUCAGGCGUACAGCUCGACUAGAAAAAUGAUUGACAUGGACCCAAGGGCGCCAUCUUCCGACCACCCCCAGCAGAUAGAAGAGGAGCAUGGCAACAUAGGCCCAGCUUCUAGUGAAGUGAAUCUUCAGAUCCUGCUCGACAACCUCUCCCAAUCCUCUGCCUCCGCAAACCAGCCCAUCACCUUUCCUGCUCCGACCGAGCGCAUGUCGGAACAAAUGCCCCCAGCUCAUGAGUCUGCUCGUUCCAGUAUUCCUUCCACGUUGAAUGCUGCGUCUGGGUCGGAUCCUCCUGCUGCCCAGAUCCAUUCAGGAUACACUCAGGCCGGUGAAACGGCGCCUCCCCCGCCAUUCUCCAAUUUGAACCCCGCUUCCAACGCCUAUGCGACCCCAGUCAGCAAUGAGUCCCAUCAGCCCAAUGCCGAAUCGUCGCGGCUGACUGCACCAGGAACCGAAUCUGGUGUUGUAGGCCUCUCUCCACCCCCGACAGCCAAGUUUCAGCAACAGAAUUUCAUUUCAGCCGACGAGCCUAAAGUCGGCCAGGACGCAGGGCCCUCGCCCAAAAGAGCACGCGUUGACCGACAAAUCGCCCGAGGCAGCAAGGCGGAGGAUGAUCAGCCCUGGGGCCCUGAAGUGCAAAAGAAGUAUGAUGAGUUUCUACACCAGGAACGAAUCUAUGUGACCGAGGGACUAUGGGACCGGUUUCCCAAUGGGUCCAGGUUAUUCGUCGGCAAUCUUCCCACCGAGCGAGUCACAAAGCGAGACAUGUUCCACCUCUUUCACAAAUAUGGCAAACUCGCCCAGAUAUCUAUCAAACAAGCCUAUGGCUUCAUUCAAUAUGUCGAAGCUACGGCCUGUCGUGCAGCUCUGCAGCACGAGCAAGGGGCUACCAUAAGAGGCAGAAAGAUUCAUCUUGAAAUUUCCAAACCGCAAAGGUCCACGGCAAGAGCUGCCCCUACGGCAGAGACGUCUCGCGCACCCCCACCUCAUCGCUCGCGGUCGCCUGACUACGUUCGUGCGGCACCGACUCGGAAUUCCGGACGUGCAUUAGUCGAUCGGUACGAACGGCCGCACGACACAGCCCGGCCCCCAUUCAGUGACUUUCGUGACGAGACUUCCCAUCGACGACGCGAUGACUAUCGUCCUCCCCGGUCGCCCUCACCUCGCCCGGCUCGAGCGCGCGAGGGCUACCGAUCACGAGAUCGAACGCCUGAGCGAUUCGAACGCCGCGAGCGGAGACGGUCGCGAUCUCCGCGCUCUCCCCGGUCUCCUUAUGCUCGAGAUCGUCGCUACCGAAGCUCAAGCCCCAGGCCUCGGAAUAACUAUGAAGGAGAAGCAGAGCUGCCUGUUCCUCGCCGUACGCCUCGAGAUGUGCCGGAGGUGCAGGUGCUUGUGCUCGAAGAGAUUGAUCGAAACUUCGUCCUCCAAGUAGAAAAUGCGUUUCGUAACCGGGGCUUGCGGGUCGACGUCCUCGUCCUUGGACCUCGAAUUCCUCUGGGUGCGGCUGUUCAACGCCAAUUCGUUGAAGGCGUUCUCGCCGUGGUCAGGCUUUCUCGCUCGAAUCAAUUUUCCCGCAAAAUACCGCUUCAGAUAUUCGAUCGAAGUGCGGGGCCCGAGCACGUCCGCUUUACGGAUUAUCCAGAACUUGAUCCCAGUAUCGCUGCCGAGGUCAUGUACCACCAAGCACAGGCGAUGCAGCGUGGCCCGAGCGCGCCGUUCGCGCCUCAUCCGGCUUUUGGUGCUGCUCCGAUGCCGUUAGGGUUGCCUCAACCUCCCAUGUCGGCAUUGCCGAAUCCUCACAUGGCAAAUCUCAUCAGCACGCUCGACGGGCCUGCCCUCCAGUCUCUCCUUUCGGCUCUUCAGCAACGACCCGGCCCGCAGUCCAACCCCGUCUCCGCUACUCAAUCACCCUUCGCAUCCCCCAACCCCCCAUCGCCGGCUGAUUUGGCGAGUCUUCUGGGCAGUGCGAACCGCGCACCGCCCAUGACUUCACUCCAUCCACCCCAAAAUCUUCCUCCCCAACACAUUCCCCACCCCCCAUACGCUCUUCAGCAACCAAACGUUCCAAUGGUUACUGAUCCAAAUCUGCUGUCACUUCUAGCAAAAGGUCUCGGAGUUCCACAGGCACAAUCGCAGCCUCCACUUGGUUCCAAUGUGCAAAAUCUGAUGAACCAUUUCACAAAGUGGAAGCAAUGA
Molecule: messenger RNA, 2658 nt
Organism: Penicillium oxalicum
Lineage: Eukaryota; Fungi; Ascomycota; Eurotiomycetes; Eurotiales; Aspergillaceae
Product: putative RNA-binding protein (Nab3)
Exons: 5
Coding region: 1-2658 (885 amino acids)
Molecular function (GO): RNA binding
Source: RefSeq, a predicted model, not a curated record